UCGAAGCUGAGAGAGAAAAGCCAUGGCUGACAAGACCCUGAAGGACAAGCGGAAGCUGUUUGUCAGCUCAGUGAACACAGGGACGCUCAACGGCUUGCUGGAUGAGCUCUUAGAGAAAAGAGUGCUGAACCAGGAGGAGAUGGAGAGAGUACGGUAUGAAAAUGCUACAGUGAUGGAUAAGGCCCGAGCUCUGAUUGACUCUGUUGUUCGGAAAGGGUCACAGGCAUGCGAUAUUUUUAUUUGUUAUAUUCGUGAAGAGGACUCCUUCCUUGCAGAGAAGAUGGGGCUUUCCUCAGGUGCACCAUCUGGAAGUCAACUUAACUCAGACUCUCAAGCAGCAAUUCUUCCUUCACCAGAAGACAAACAUGACAAAAACCCAUUUAAGAUUUUGGAAACUGUGGGCAAAGAACUCAUUACUGGUGUUUUGCAUGGCUUGUUGGAAAAAGAUGUUCUGAAAUUGGAGGAAGCAGAAAAGAAAAAAUUUUAUGAUGCCAAACCUGAAGACAAGCCCUGGGUCUUUCUGGACUCUGUGCAACAGAAACGGCAGGAGGCAGGUCAAGCCCUUGUCCAAACUUUCAUUAAAACGGACAAAUAUUCCACCAGUGUAAAAGGUCCCGAGGACGUGCCUGGGCAACCUGAGCCAGAAGAAUCUACAGAUACUCUCAAGCUUUGUCCUCAUGAAGAAUUCAUGAAACUGUAUAAUGAGAAGGCUGCAGAGAUCUACCCAAUAAAGGAGAGAAAGGAUCGUACUCGUCUCGCUCUGAUCAUAUGCAAUAUAGAGUUCGAUCAUCUUCCUCCCAGGGAUGGGGCCAAACUUGACAUCGCAGGGAUGAGGAGUCUACUGGAGGGCCUUGGCUACAGUGUGGAUGUGAAAGAGCACCUCACUGCUAAGGAUAUGGAGUCAGCGCUGAGGGCAUUCGCCGCCCGCCCAGAGCACAAGUGCUCAGACAGCACAUUCCUGGUGCUCAUGUCUCACGGAAUCCUGAGUGGAAUCUGCGGGACUACCUUCAGCCCGGAAAACCCGGAUGUGCUACCUUAUGACACCAUCUUCCAGAUCUUCAACAACCGUAACUGCCUCAACCUCAGGGACAAACCUAAGGUCAUCAUCAUCCAGGCCUGCAGAGGUGAAAGUCUUGGGGAAGUGUGGGUCAGUGACUCACCAGCGGCCUCAACCAACAGCUUCUCACAUCGACCUCUGCUCCUGGAGAGUGAUGCCAUCCAGAAGGUCCACAUCGAGAAGGACUUCGUUGCUUUCUGCUCCUCGACCCCACAUAACGUAUCCUGGAGACACGUCACAAAGGGAUCUCUCUUCAUUGUACAACUCAUCACAUGCUUCCAAAAAUAUUCUUGGCGCUAUCACCUCAUAGAAGUAUUUCAGAAGGUACAAAAAUCAUUUGAAAAACCAAAUGUUAAAGCCCAGAUGCCCACCAUUGAACGAAUGUCCAUGACAAGACCUUUCUAUCUCUUCCCCGGCAAUUGAAAAUGGCAGUCGCAGGCAGUCCAGCCCUUCUUGACCAACUUCGAAAAGCACCUUUCCUAGCACAGCACAUUCAUGUGACCUUUCGUAUUUCAAUAAA
This is a messenger RNA of Neomonachus schauinslandi (Hawaiian monk seal), 1577 nucleotides long. Its product is annotated as caspase-1-like. Lineage: Eukaryota; Metazoa; Chordata; Mammalia; Carnivora; Phocidae. The record is from RefSeq and is a predicted model, not a curated record. Gene Ontology annotation, molecular function: caspase binding; cysteine-type endopeptidase activity. Gene Ontology annotation, biological process: proteolysis; regulation of apoptotic process. The transcript is spliced from 11 exons. Gene Ontology annotation, cellular component: protein-containing complex. Bases 23 to 1480 code for a protein of 485 amino acids.